This is a messenger RNA of Trichoplusia ni (cabbage looper), 832 nucleotides long. Its product is annotated as calphotin-like. The coding region runs from base 83 to 724 and encodes 213 amino acids. The transcript is spliced from 2 exons. Lineage: Eukaryota; Metazoa; Arthropoda; Insecta; Lepidoptera; Noctuidae. The record is from RefSeq and is a predicted model, not a curated record.
UAGAUAAUGUUUUGUAUAAAUACCUUACUAAUGUUUCCUUAAUCAUAGUUUGUAUAACAUCUAACAAACAAAAGCAGCAAAAAUGAAUUCCCUCUUCAUCUUCGCCUCCGUGCUCGCCCUGGCUGUUGCCGGACCUGCCCACCGUGGCCUGGUCGCCCCCGGACCCGCUGGACCCGUCAUGGCCCCCGAAUUCGAGCCCAUCGCUAUCGGACCCGCCGUCAUCGAGAAUAAUCCUAUCUCUGUAGGACCCGUGAUGGUUGAGGCCGAGCCUAUUGCCGUUGGACCCGCUAUCAUCGAGACCGCUCCCAUCUCCGUCGGACCCGCCAUCAUUGACGCUUUCGAGCCCAUCGCCGUCGGACCCGCUAUCGUCGAAGGUUUCGAGCCCAUCGCUCCUUCUCCCGUCGCUGUUGUCGAAGAGGCCGUCAACCACCCCGCUGCUCCCGCCCUCGUCCAGAUCAUCUUGAACAUCAACGGUGUCAGCCACGUCAUCGACACUCCCCUUGAGAUUCCCGUCGCCACCCCCGUGCAGGUUGUAGACAGCGCCCCCGUCGCCCCUGCUCCCGUGCAGGUUGUGGAGGUCGCCCCCGUCCCCGUUGAGCCCGUGCAGGUCGUCGAGGCCGCCCCUGAACCCGUCCAGGUCAUCGAGGCUGCCCCCGCUCCCGUCAUCAUCGGAACCCCCACUCUGCCCGUCCCCGUUGUCGUCCUUCCCGAGGAACUCAACUAAUCUGGUCGAGUAAGGAUCUUACAGGAACUGCGCUACUGCGUGAAUAUCUACACAACCACUUGCUAUAAAAAUAUAAAUAAAUGACAUCAGUUCCGGAAUAACUAUAAA